GAAGUUAUGUACUUUGGUAUUUCUUUACUUGUUGCUCGGCUGUAAUGUAAAUGUAACAGUAGGAGGAGCAACAGGCGGUUCCCUGUUUCCAUAACAAUCGCUCCCACCUCCGGCUGGUGACGUAACCGAGCCUGCACUGUUUUUAUUCUGUGGUUUCUGAGCCGUAGCUGCUAACUAAAACUGAGCCUGGUGUUUCAACAUGCUUUGACUUUACAGCUGUCAGAAGGAAGCUAGCUGUGCGGCACGUAAACAGCGGAAGGUCGUUUUUCGUCAAGCUAGGAAGGCUAGCUGGUAAGCUAAGGAGCUAAUAAGAGCAGAAUGACAGUCUGACAAGUUCAGAGAACAGAGAUGGCGGUGUGCGCACUGACCAUGUUGGAGGGGGUGGAGGAGGAGGUGGUGGCCGCGGGCGGCGCGCUGCUCCUCGCCCUGGCCCUCAUCUUAGCCUGGCUUUCGACUCACGUCGCAGAUCGGGGAGACCACAUCCUGGGCACCAUCCUCACCGUGGGCGCUCAUGCCUCACUAAUAGGACUGGGAGCCCACGAUAACUACAGCGGGGGGCCCAACGGCGCCGACGUCCCCGAGCAGCAGGCCGCCCAACCUGCACAGGAGAACAAGCCGGACGACGGGGAGCCUGCGAACGAGAGGGGAGAGGGCGACGCGGAGGCAGCCGAGGACGUCUGGACGGACCUGCGGCUGGACAUACGGAGCAAACAGCCCCAGGCCGGAGCGCCGCACUCCUCUGACGGAGAGGAGGACGACGCUGACGAGAAUGACGAUGAGGACGAGGAGUUAAAAGGGGCAGACAGACAUCCGGUGAAGGCCGUUCUGAGUCUGAGAACCACCGUCCCGUGUGCUUCCACCACCACUUCCAUCUCCAUCCGGCUCAAGUUUUUAAACGACACAGAGGAGGUUGCCGUUGUAGAACCAGAAGAUACCGUGGGAAUACUGAAAAGCAAAUGUUUUUCAGGACGUGAGCAUCAGGUGAAACUAAUCUACAGAGGCCAGUUGCUGCAGGAUCCCAAGAGGACACUGUUCUCCUUAAACAUCACCGACAACAGCGUGAUCCACUGCCACAUCUCCCAGGCUGUGCAAGGACCGAACCCGGAGGAAGGGUCGCAGCCCGGGGCGGGGGCCGGCCCCGGGGCGUCUGGAGGAUUCAGGUCGGCCAGCGUGGCCAUCAGCACCAGCAGCCUGGUGGUGCCCGUGUUCGUGGUGAUCCUGGCUGUGGUCUGGUACUUCCGCAUCAACUACAGGCAGUUCUUCACGGCCCCAGCGACCAUCUCUUUGGUGGGAGUCACUGUGUUUUUUAGCUUUCUGAUAUUCGGAAUGCACAGCCGCUGAGAAGUCAAGACGUGGCUCGAGGCUACAGCACAUUACGAAGUGCGGGAAACAAAAAAAUAACUGCAGCAAAGAGAUGGACUAAAUAAAAAACGGAGGCUUGAGUACAAAAAAAAAGGCUGCAGCUGGUUAAAUGUGCAUGCGUUUGGCGGGGGGCAAAGUGAGCCUGUUUGAGCACAUACCAAGAAAAA
Molecule: messenger RNA, 1529 nt
Organism: Poecilia latipinna (sailfin molly)
Lineage: Eukaryota; Metazoa; Chordata; Actinopteri; Cyprinodontiformes; Poeciliidae
Gene: tmub2
Product: transmembrane and ubiquitin-like domain containing 2
Exons: 4
Coding region: 349-1341 (330 amino acids)
Biological process (GO): ERAD pathway
Molecular function (GO): protein binding
Source: RefSeq, a predicted model, not a curated record